This is a messenger RNA of Pezoporus flaviventris, 4665 nucleotides long. RefSeq names its product discoidin, CUB and LCCL domain containing 2 (gene DCBLD2). The coding region runs from base 71 to 2236 and encodes 721 amino acids. The transcript is spliced from 15 exons. Lineage: Eukaryota; Metazoa; Chordata; Aves; Psittaciformes; Psittacidae. The record is from RefSeq and is a predicted model, not a curated record.
CACAGACGCGGCCGGGCUCGGCUGCCCUGCAGCCCGCGAUGCCCUCGGGCUGCCGGGUACGCCGCGGGGCAUGGUGAGCCCUGGGCUGCAGCUCCCUGCGGGGACUCGGCAGGCGGCCUCUCCGCUCCGCCUCAGCCUCCUGCUCCUGCUGCUGGUGCCGCGGGGCACCGGGGCGCAGAAAGGUGAUGGAUGUGGACACACCAUCCUGGGCCCCGAAAGUGGAACUCUUGCUUCAAUAAACUACCCACAGACCUCUCCCAAUAGUACAGUUUGUGAAUGGGAAAUUCGUGUAAAGCCUGGGCAGCGAGUUCAGCUCAAAUUUGGUGAUUUUGAUAUUGAUGACUCAGAUUCAUGUCAUUCCAGUUACUUAAGAGUUCACAAUGGGAUUGGCCCCACCAGGACAGAGAUAGGAAAAUACUGUGGGUUUGGUUUUCAAAUGGAUGGUUUAAUUACUUCAAAAAGUAAUGAAGUCACAGUACAGUUCAUGAGUGGAACACAUACUUCUGGACGUGGAUUUCUUGCAGCUUAUUCAACCACUGAGAAAUCAGACCUAAUUACCUGUCUAGACAAUGCAAGUCACUUUUCCGAACCAGAAUUCAAUAAGUAUUGUCCAGCUGGAUGUGUGAUUCCUUUUGCUGAUAUUUCAGGCACUAUUCCCCACGGAUACAGAGAUUCAUCAUCACUUUGUAUGGCUGGUAUUCAUGCAGGCGUUGUAUCAAAUACUCUGGGUGGCCAAAUUAAUGUUGUAAUCAGCAAGGGCAUUCCAUACUAUGAAGGCUCCCUGGCUAACAAUGUCACCUCAAAAGUGGGACUGUUAUCUACUGGUCUUUUCACAUUCAAGACGAGCGGUUGCUAUGGGACACUGGGGAUGGAAUCUGGAGUAAUCCCUGACUCCCAGAUCACAGCAUCGUCUAUUCUUGAGUGGCCUGACCGAACAGGACAAAUGAACAUCUGGAAACCUGAAAAUGCCAGACUAAAAAGGGUUGGUCCUCCCUGGGCUGCUUUUAUCAGUGAUGAACAUCAGUGGUUGCAGAUUGACUUGAAUAAAGAAAAGAGAAUAACAGGUAUUAUAACUACUGGAUCAACCUUAGCAGAGUACUUUUAUUAUGUCUCUGCGUACAGAAUUCUGUACAGUGAUGAUGCACAGAAAUGGACAGCAUACAGAGAACCUGGCAUGGAUAAAGAUAAGGUAUUUCAAGGGAACACUGAAUUGUACCAGGAAGUUCGCAACAACUUCAUUCCACCCAUUAUUGCACGCUUUUUUAGGAUUAACCCCUUAAAAUGGCACCAGAAAAUUGCAAUGAAAGUAGAACUGCUAGGAUGUCAGUUUAGCAUAGGCCGUGCUCCUAAAAUCACCCUGCCACCUCCACCUCAGAACAAGAAUGAUAACAAAAACAGUGAGAUCAGUGAUGACAUCAUUAAUUCAGUGAAGACUUCGUUGCAGACAGAUAAAACAACUUUCACACCUGAAAUAAAAAACACUACAGUGACUCCAAGUGUAACCAAAGAUGUGGCAUUGGCAGCAGUUCUGGUUCCAGUGCUGGUGAUGGUCUUCACUACUCUGAUUCUUAUCUUAGUUUGUGCGUGGCAUUGGAGAAACCGCAAGAAAAAAACUGAGGGCACUUAUGAUCUACCUUACUGGGAUCGUGCAGGAUGGUGGAAAGGAAUGAAGCAGUUUCUCCCAACAAAGUCAGCAGAACAUGAAGAAACGCCUGUACGCUACAGCAGCAGUGAAAUAAGUCACCUAAGACCAAGAGAAGUCCCAGCGAUACUGCAAACAGAGUCUGCAGAGUAUGCUCAGCCACUGGUAGGGGGACUUGUUGGCACGCUUCAUCAGAGAUCCACCUUUAAACCAGAGGAAGGAAAAGAAGCAAGUUAUGCUGAUUUGGACCCUUACAGUUCACCCAUCCAGGAAGUUUAUCAUGCCUAUGCUGAACCACUACCUAUAACUGGACCAGAAUAUGCAACUCCCAUUAUCAUGGACAUGUCCAGCCAUCCCAACGUACCUCUUGGCAUUCCUUCCAUUUCCACCUUCAAAACUGCAGGGAAUCAAGCUCCUCCACUGGUUGGAACUUGCAAUAAACUCUUAUCUAGGACAGACAGCACAUCCUCAGCACAGGCGCUGUAUGAUACACCCAAGGGGCAACCAGCGCCAGGUACCACUGAUGAAUUGGUGUACCAGGUACCACAGAGUGUGGCCCAUGCCACUGGGAGUAAGGAUGAACUCAGCUCAUGAGUAAGGUAGAAUGAUGGCUUGCUUUUAAAAGCCAAUUCCAUAAAGCUGACAGUUACACUUUUUAAUUGCAUUGUUUUGAUUUUGUUAGUCUUAAUACAAUGCUGAACCAAAAGAUGUGAUACUCAAGGUCAGGAAAGCUGGUAAUCCUGCCUUUCCUGAAGCUGUACGUAUAAUUAAUAGCUUGUCUCCUGUAAAACCAUGGACAGUUUUAUUACUACUGUACAAUUGUCUGUCAGACAUGAGAGAAGAACUCUUCAAGAUUAGCUUCAGUAAUUGAUAGAUGUGAAUGAUAAAUUGGGAGAAACAGUUUAAAGUACAAAAGCCAGUAAUUUCUUGCUAAUGGUACUGUGGAGGGGCGGGGGAGUUGAUGGGACCAAAACCCAAAGCUUCUAACUUUCUAAGAGCUAUAUGUAAGCACUGUAGUGUCUAAAAUUCAUUUUACUUUAUUUAAUGCCUGUAUAACCUUGGACUUCAAAAAUUACUGUCAGGACUGAUGGCAAAAAUCCUGUUAACUUCAUGGCGUAACAGGGGUUUGAUUCUGAAUUAAGUUAUUUCAGCUUUUGUUCACAGGAUUAGGAAUCAUCAACCGCAUGUUCCUCAGAAGGUUCCCACCAUUUUCAUUCACCUUCCAGAACUAGAACCUGCUGCCUCUACAAUCUGUUUUCUGCCUCAUCUCCUUAAGCCCCUCAGUCUUGUUCCUUCCUAGGGAGCCAGGAGACAUAAAACCAUACAAGCAAACUGCAUGGCAACUGCUUUUACAUUUUUCUACUAAGUAAAGGCUACUCUGAAUAGUGUCUGCCUCGAAUUUAGGCUUCCCCGAGGGUCAGUGUGACAGAGGUGUUUGGGGUGACCAAAUUUAUAAAGGUUUCCUCUGUCCCCCAGUCUGCCUGUGCCAGAGUAUGUGUUUCUGUGUGUUAAGAUGUGAGCUUAUAUACAAAGAAAGAUAUGUAUAUAGUUUUGUGAGUGCUUAAGGAAGCACGCAAAUAUUCUAAUGGUGCACAGUUUGUGUUGUCAUACACACAUUUAGCACAUAUGGUAUGUUUUACCGCAACUGAAAAACUUUAGCCUUAGGGCUUGUCUUACGAUUAUUCUUAUUAGAAGUAUAAAAGAUUCCAAAACAUUUACAGAAGAACCAGUACUGUUCCAAAGAGGGUCUGUCCAUUUCAAAAGCAUUACAUGGAAUUUGUAUCCUUCGAAUAUUCUCUGCUAUGAAAAUUUGGGGUCAGUCUUCCAUUUGGGGUAACUAGUUUUAGCUGGGUAAACAUGAAAAGAAAAGAAAACAAUUUGAAUGUUGUAUUUGCCAUUUUUUAUCUUGUUAGAAACAAAGCACAGCUUUUGAACCUAAGUAGUAGGAAAAAACCCACUAUAAAAAUGCUUUAUUUUUAUGGUAACAGCACAGUUGGGAGGAUGCUGAAUUAAUUUAUCAUGCGAAACCCCCGACAUACACAUCAGCCCAGUUUUAUGGACUCAGUGAUUACUCUUCGUUUCUGUACAGUAAUUCAAGUCAGCCUUACUUAACACCCUGGGUCCUUAAAUCAGGUGGAGAAGAAUCAAAUCAAAACUCAGCUACUGUUCAAGAAGGCUGCCACCAUUGUCUUACACCAGUAUGGUAUCCUACCUUAUCACUUAAAGAUUUGGUUGCAUAGAAGCUAUUAUGUAAACUCAGAAAUCCAAAAUGACUUGUUGCCUGUUAUUAACACCUAGAAUGUGUUACUACAUACUCUGUGUUGCCUUAAAGCCUAAUUCUACAAUUCUUUGAUCAUUCUCAUUCAUUGAGAAUUAUUUUCUGUUUGUUUGUUUAGAAUUGGGUGUCUUAAGCCUAAAUGUGAAUGUAAGUAAGGGUGGUAUAUUGGACCCAUUCAUGAAAAAGCAAUUCCUUCCUAGGAAUUUGUAUUUUGAUGAUAGCACAACUUUUUCUGCUUGAUAGUGCUAGUCUGCAGUCUUUCUUUGUCAUCUUGCCUAAACAGGUAAGUAAGUGUUCUUGUCCAUCAGCAGCAACUAUGACUUUGAAAUUAUCUGAGCUGAUUUUAUUUGAAAGGUGUGACAUAUUCCAUUCAAGUUAAGAAAGCAUUGCAUUUUCAAAAUGUACCAGGCUUAGGAACGUUAAUCUACCAUAAAAAUAAAUGGAUGUGUUUAAGUCAGUAAAUAAAUAACGCUCUUGGAUUUAGUAUUUUCUGUAGGCCAGGUACAGUAGAACUGUGGAUAUACUGUAGGCUAAGAUGGUGUCAGAAUUGAACAGUUUAUCUACAGGGGCUUAUUUUAUGAACAACCAUAAUGCAGUUUCAUUAUCUGGGCAGCAUGAGCUGUUAACAGGAAUGGGUGUUCUUAAGAAUUUAAGUCCCUUUUUUGAAAGAAAUUGGUCCCAAGCUUUGCUCCCUGCUGUCAGCUUUGAAAAUGUUACCUGCUAGGGUUAACCAACUUUGACUGUG